This is a messenger RNA of Phyllostomus discolor (pale spear-nosed bat), 2320 nucleotides long. It is a transcript of the gene HCAR2, whose product is annotated as hydroxycarboxylic acid receptor 2. NCBI's taxonomy places the organism in Eukaryota, Metazoa, Chordata, Mammalia, Chiroptera, Phyllostomidae. Gene Ontology annotation, molecular function: G protein-coupled receptor activity. Gene Ontology annotation, cellular component: membrane. The record is from RefSeq and is a predicted model, not a curated record. Gene Ontology annotation, biological process: G protein-coupled receptor signaling pathway.
UCUAUUACAACACCCUGACGUGACAUAAAAAGGCAGGCGCCGGGCCACCCGCCCGCCACACACAGACGCACACCUCGUCCCUGGAGCGCUGGCGAGGCGAGGCCCUCCGCCACAGCCUGCCCCGGUCCGCCCAUGCGCCCGCACCAGCAGCAGGGUCACUUUCUGCAAAUCCACAACAAGAGCUGCUGCGUGUUCCGGGAUGACUUCAUCGCCCACGUCCUGCCGACGGUGCUGGGGCUGGAGUUCGUGCUGGGGCUCCUGGGCAAUGGCCUUGCCCUGUGGAUCUUCUGCUUCCAUCUCAAGUCCUGGAAAUCCAGCCGGAUCUUCCUGUUCAACCUGGCCGUGGCGGACUUUCUCCUGAUCAUCUGCCUGCCCUUCCUGCUGGACAACUACAUGAGGAAGUGGGACUGGAAGUUUGGGGACGUCCCCUGCCGGCUGAUGCUCUUCAUGCUGGCCAUGAACCGCCAGGGCAGCAUCAUCUUCCUCACCGUGGUGGCCGUGGACAGGUACUUCCGCGUGGUCCACCCCCACCACGCGCUGAACAAGAUGUCCAACCGGACGGCGGCCGUCAUCUCCUGCUUCCUGUGGGCCCUGACCAUCGGCCUGACGGUGCACCUGCUGUACAAGAAGAUGCUGAUCCGGAACCGCGACGCCUACUUGUGCAGCAGCUUCAGCAUCUGCUACACCUUCCGGUGGCACGACGCCAUGUUCCUGCUGGAGUUCUUCCUGCCCCUGGGCAUCAUCGUGUUCUGCUCGGUCCGCAUCAUCUGGAGCCUGCGGCAGCGACAGAUGGACCGGCACGCCAAGAUCAAGAGGGCCAUCACCUUCGUCCUGGUGGUGGCCGUGGUCUUCGUCAUCUGCUUCCUGCCCAGCGUGGCUGUGCGCAUGCGCAUCUUCUGGCUGCUGCGCACCCACGGGACGCAGGACUGCGACGUCUACCGUUCGGUGGACCUGGCCUUCUUCAUCACGCUCAGCUUCACCUACAUGAACAGCAUGCUGGACCCGCUGGUGUACUACUUCUCCAGCCCGUCUUUUCCCAACUUCUUCUCUGCCUGGAUCAACCGCUGCCUCCGGAGGAAGGCGCCGGAGGAGCCGGAGAACAACCGCAGCACCAGCGUGGAGCUCACGGGGGACGUGAGCGCGGCCAGGGCCACCCCCAGCGCGCUGAUGGCCGACUGCAAGGAGUCGUGGAGCCCGCCGGAUCCGACGCCGGGCUCUUUAAGUCACCCACCCAAGGAGGGAGACUUCCACCCAGAACCGAGCUCGCUGGGGAAGCAGCUGGGCUGGUGCACACGGUGACAUCAUUGGACUUGGCCUGGGGUUUCCUGGAGCUUCCAGACUCCGAGAAGCUGGCUUAGAGAAGCGGGGUGCGGGGUGGGCCGCUUGGUUGCAGAGCGCCACCCCUGGAAUCUCGGAGGAGCCGGGAAUCAAGUGCCCAGACGCGGGCACCUCCUGCUCCCUCUCGGACACUCGCAGAACUGAGGGCGGCAACCCUGGCCGGGCUUCUGCCGAGAGAAGUUGGAGCCGCACAGACGCCCGUGGGCACCUGUGAUUCACUGGCACCUUCCCCUCAGCUGCCUGACACUUGGAUGGCUCUCACCUCCUGGCGCCGUACCCAGCCUGGUCAGGGCUCCGGCUGAGACAAGGAGAGCUGAGUGCCUGGAGAGGAGUCUCGGCUUCCGGAGGGACCCCAGACACCGUCCGAUAAGCCAGCAGAUCCCCGGCGGUCAGCGGGGUCAGUUCCUCUUUGGCCCGAGCCUGAGCAGGACCGGACUAGACGGGAGGACCCAUGGACUCUGGGGCGUGUCUGGGUCUCCAGUGGUGGUAAGAGGGGGAUCGGCCCCGAGAGGGGUACGGAGCCAAGUUACUGAGGGAAAGGAAAUGGCUUUUGUGUCACAGCCUGUGAUUAAUCCACCCUCUCCUGUUUACACUCGCUUGAAGCUUGAGCGGUUAAAAAGGCUGCAGGGCGAAGAGGUGCUCCCCACCUCUGUUUGCCUUUGUCAUUAAGAGGGAACCGCAGCCCAGCCGCUGCUGAGCGGGGAAGAUGCGUCCCGGUUGGCUCCUUUGCUUGUGCUCCUGUACUCGCAAGAAUCCGCCGCCUCAAUAAAACACGAUGUGGGGCUCACAGCCUGCUGUUGCAUGUGUCUGGGUGAGAGUUCACAGAAGGGGAACUUCUUACUCAAGCGGAGAGCUUUAUGGGUGGGGACCCGUGUCCUGGUAGAAAAAUACUGUCUCCUGUAACGUGAGAAACACCUCGGACACCGAAGGGAAAAUUCCGUGGGCACUGGGGCGGGAUAGGGCAGGGCAGGGGAUAAACACA